CUGCUGGGCUGGGCCGGCUGUCGGGACCGGCACCUGGCCAAGUACAGCGCGAUCUACAGCCACACGGGGUGCGCCACCAUCCGCUACACAGCUCCAUGGAGGAUGGUGUUCUUCUCAGAGUCUUUUGGCAUCAAAUCCCUCCAGACUCCAGCUAAGAGACUCCUGGAGCUUCUCUUCGACUACAGCAUGGAAAACAGACCCAUUCUGUUCCACGUUUUCAGCAACGGUGGGGUUAUGCUCUACCGCUAUAUCCUCGAGGCUCUCCACACGCAGCAGCCCUUCAAGAGCCUCCGAGUAGUGGGCACCAUUUUUGACAGUGCCCCUGGCAGGAGAAACCUGAGGGGAGGCCUCCGUGCCUUGGAGACGGUCUUGAUGUCCACUAACGUGCUGCUCAAGUACUUGCUGCUGUUCAGCUUCGCCGCCACGGCUGUCGUGCUGCGGAUCGUGCUGUACCCGCUGACCCGCCUCGUCCACGAGACCCACUACGAUGCCCUGCUGCGGGCGCCCUCGCGCUGGCCCGAGCUGUACCUGUACUCCCACGCUGACGCCAUCAUCCAGGCCAGCGAUGUGGAGCAAAUGUCGGAGGCCCGGCAGCGGCUCGGGCUCUCCGUAAAAGCCGUGGACUUUUCCGACUCCGCUCACGUGAGCCACUUGCGGGCCUAUCCCGCCGCCUACACCAACCUCUGUAGGACGUUCCUGUCGGACUGUGUCCAGGGCUCGCCUCGCUAGCCCCGUGACAGCCGCCUCGGGGUGUCUCUGCUCAGCUCGGCGUGUGUGGGAGGUGUCACCCCCUUGCCUCUGUGUUCC
Nothoprocta perdicaria is the source of this 807-nucleotide messenger RNA. It is a transcript of the gene TMEM53, whose product is annotated as transmembrane protein 53. The coding region runs from base 103 to 729 and encodes 208 amino acids. The transcript is spliced from 2 exons. The record is from RefSeq and is a predicted model, not a curated record. NCBI's taxonomy places the organism in Eukaryota, Metazoa, Chordata, Aves, Tinamiformes, Tinamidae.